Molecule: messenger RNA, 3900 nt
Organism: Chiloscyllium plagiosum (whitespotted bambooshark)
Lineage: Eukaryota; Metazoa; Chordata; Chondrichthyes; Orectolobiformes; Hemiscylliidae
Source: RefSeq, a predicted model, not a curated record
GAGAGCGAACGGGAAGGAGAAAAAAGAAAGUGGAAAAAGUUAGAGGGAAACAAAAGGCACAGAAAGUUAAGGAGGAGGGGGAGAGAGUAAUAUAUUUUUGAGAGGAGAAGGGGCCAGAAAGAGAGGGAAUAGCUGGAAGAAAAAGAGGAUGGAUAGAUAGGAGAGGUGACCAAUAGAGGGAAACUAGGAGCAGACUGGGUCUAGAUUAGGUAGACACUCAGACAGAGCUUGAAUUUCUUACUGAUCUUGAAAACCCCACAUGACUUACUCCCUUCUGAACAAAAUGAAAGUAGUUGCUUUAAUAAGUGGUGGAAAGGACAGCUGUUACAAUAUGAUGCAGUGUGUAGCAGCUGGACAUGAAGUGGUGGCAUUAGCUAAUUUAAGACCUGCUCAACACAAAGAUGAGCUUGACAGUUACAUGUAUCAGACUGUGGGACAUGAAGCUAUCGAUCUGUAUUCUGAAGCCAUUGGCUUGCCACUGUACCGUCACACUAUCCAAGGUAGCAGCCUGGCAAUUGGAAGAAAUUACAACAAAUGUGAAGGUGAUGAAGUGGAAGACCUUUACCAUCUUCUGAAAACUGUUAAGGAAAAGGAAGGAGUGGAAGGAGUUUCAGUUGGUGCCAUUCUUUCGGACUACCAGCGCAUCAGAGUGGAAAAUGUGUGCAGGCGGCUUAAUCUUCAGCCUUUGGCUUACCUCUGGCGUCGAAACCAGGAAGAUCUGCUGAGAGAGAUGAUAUUGUCUAAUGUUCAAGCCAUGAUAAUCAAAGUCGCAGCUUUUGGUCUAGAUCCAGAAAAGCAUCUUGGGAAGACAUUGGAUCAGGUAGAACCAUAUCUCAAACAGAUUUCUCAGAAGUAUGGAGUACAUGUUUGUGGAGAAGGUGGAGAGUAUGAAACCUUUACACUGGAUUGUCCCUUAUUCAAGAAGAGGAUAGUUAUUGAUUCCUCAGAAAUAGUUGUACAUUCUGCUGAUGCAUUUGCACCUGUGGGCUACCUCAGAUUAUUAAAGUUGCAUCUGGUGGAUAAACCCAAUAUACCAGCCAACAUAGCAUUUGCUGAAAGGAAGCCCUGUUUGUCUUGCUGUGAUCAGGAGAGUAGUGCAGAAAAAGAGGACAAUAGAGACAUGUCAAAACCACAGAUCACUUGGAAUCUCACCUCAAGUAGUUUAUCUGAUGUUGACAUGUUGAAUCAUUGGUCUGGGAGCACAAAAAAUGGGUACCAGUGGAUUAGCGCAACACAUUUUCCCAUGGAAGGGAAAAACAUUAAUGAUGCAACAAAGCAGACAUUCUCCCUACUUCAAGCGGAGUUGGCAACGAAAGAGUACGAGUUAUCAGACAUCAUUCUGCUUCAUCUGUAUGUGAAGAACAUGAGAGAUUUUGGAAUCAUAAACUCAAUCUAUGAGUCCUACUUCAAUCUAAAUCCACCUGCAAGGGUUUGUGUGGAAGCCUCGUUACCUGAUGGAGUGCCACUUCAAAUUGAUUGCCUCAUGCACAAAAAUAGGUUAACCUUGCAGGGUACAAUCGAACAGCAAAAGGAGACCAUGCAUGUUCAGAGCAUUUCACACUGGGCCCCUGCUAACAUAGGACCUUACAGCCAGUCAGUCAAGAUUCUUUCAUGAUAAAGGACCUUCCAGCUUUGAGUGCCUGCCUGCUGCCUUAGUGAAGUGGCAAGCGUGACUUGUGGACCAUCCAUGCAAAUUCAGUAUCAGAGGACUGCUCCCAACAUGGAGUGGAAUAAGAACCUUAUUUAAUUCCCCAACAUCAUAGUCCUGAACCAUAAAAGAAAAUCUACUCUGUGUUAUACUGUUUGGAUGGCCUGUUUUUGUACAAAAGGAGAGAUUAGGCUAUCAUACUUAACUGUUAGACAACCAUUGGAGGGGCAUAAGGUCCCAUCCAUUGAGGAGAUUUGCACUCUGAAGAAAGGACCUUGACAAGACACAUAUGGCAAAAGUGGUACUUUGGUAACUUUUUGUAUCAGGCAUAUAAUGCAGUAACGUAACAAAGAUGAUGCUAUUGGACAUUUAGCAGCUGUUCGAUUUACAAAUUAUCAUCAUCACUGUAUUGGACUGUUGGAUACAGAAUUAAUAUGAAAGAAUUAGCUUUCAGUGCAAUGUAUGAAUUAUUUCCCUUCAGUAAUCGCAAUGUUACUUCGAUGUUAUGAACCAACUGGCCAAUUGUUAACAGAAUGAAGGCACCAAAAUGUAAGUGAAACUUUGAUAAAAGCUAAAAUGUGACCCUAAUUUAUGACCCUAGUUCAUGAUUAAGAAUUCAAAAGGUAAUUUUCAGUGAUUGCAAACGGAUUUCAUCUAUAUUAUUCACUUGCUCCUUCUGAUGUAAUUUCCCUCCUAGUUGUAAUUUUUUUCCCUCCCUUCAGCAACAGGUCAAUUGAAUGAACAUUUGUACUGUGGAAGUCUGGGAGUCUGGAAUGAAUUGGUAAACUGGUGUCCAUCAUUUGCUGUAGAAGGUCAGAGCUGAAAUUGACCCACCCUUAGCCCCAAAUCUUCCAAUAUGCAGAUACUUUACUAGUUCACGAUUAGGAGUUAGAAUAUUGUCUUAUUUUUCAUCUCCCUCCCCCCUUUUUCCAACUCAAUUAUCGCACUAUGUUGUGCCAGAUAAAAUCAUCCAAUUCAAUACAACCUCUGAAAAUCAAGUCGUCUCCAUCUCGAAAUUAACAGCAUCCGGUGAAGGAUUGGGAAUUCUGAAAUACCAGCAUUGCAGAAGUCAUUUUCAGCUAUCAACAUUUUCUACUUAAUAAUGCUACUUUUGUUCUACAUGUAUCAAGUCUGUAAAUGUAAACCCUUUGAUGCAGAAUGUUGAUGCAGGACAUUUCUUGUAUUAAAAUAAAUCGGUAGCAAGGAUUUUCAGGUGGAAAAUUUUGGACAAUUAUAUCCGAAGUGUUCUUUAAUUAAUCUCUUAUGUGUCUGGAGAAAAGCCAUUUUAUAAAAUACUCUUCAGUACUGGUUAAUAUAGGCCUCAGAUAGCUGUAAUCACAUGCUUAAAAUUGCAACUUGCGCCAUCUUAAUCGAAAUGAUACAAAAACAACACUAUGGCAGUUACAGCACAAAAAUACACGUGAAGUUGUCCUUAGAGCAGCCAUAUUAGAAUAAUUCUGUUUUACGUGAUGGCAUUAGAAUGCAGGUAUGAUGAAUGAUUUAAAUUCCCUAUCUGGAAUGAAUUGAGUGCCAUUGAUGUACAGUGAUGCUGAUACAUUUCAGGUUAUUCAGCAAUGUACCUGAAUAUGGGGCAAAAAAUAUUCUGAAAAAGAUUUAGAUAAUGUUUUUGAAAAAUAUCAGUUCCGAGAUCAUUGCAAUGUAGUUCAAUAAAUGUUUAAAAGUUUCCUAUGGGUUUUGUUUUCAAUCAAAUGCAAUAGUGCUGAAUAAAUAAGAUCACCAUUAUUGUAUAAAAUCUGUUAACCCUGAUGGAUGCAUGGUGUGAUGGGAAUCAGGAUAUAGUGGGACUCAGGGCGAGAUGAGAUUCGGGAUAUAUUAGAAUUUGAAGGUUGAUGGGAUUCAGGAUAUAAUGGAAUUGCUGACAAGUUGGCAAGGCACUCAACCUGAUGUUUUACAGCAAUUCUUGCCAUGUCUUCCUCCAACUAGGCGUUUAGAGGGUAACUGCGGCCCUUCUCUAAAAUCAGGUCCUGGAUGUAGAAAUCCUGACAGGUCACAAUCAACAGCACUGCCUCAAAGGUUAUGGCAGAGCACCCAACAUCCUAAGGUCCAAGGAUCCCCAGCACCCACCUAUUUAAAUCACCUUCCUGCCUCCAGACACACCACCACAGUCACCAGAAGAUCCCAACAGGUCAUCUUCGUGGUCACCAUUAUUGAUGCCAACCUUCCGUUUUUAUGAUGUUGGUUUCCCAACUGUCAUGAUGGGAUUUAAAUACCUGUCUUCUUAUCAAACUUGA